This is a messenger RNA of Penicillium soppii, 3201 nucleotides long. Its product is annotated as MET18/MMS19 family protein. Bases 1 to 3201 code for a protein of 1066 amino acids. Gene Ontology annotation, biological process: iron-sulfur cluster assembly. The transcript is spliced from 5 exons. The record is from RefSeq and is a predicted model, not a curated record. Gene Ontology annotation, cellular component: cytosolic [4Fe-4S] assembly targeting complex. Lineage: Eukaryota; Fungi; Ascomycota; Eurotiomycetes; Eurotiales; Aspergillaceae.
AUGUCGGCUCUGCAGACCUACAUGCUGGUCGUGGACCACGACAAAGAAGAAGCCAAGCGCAUUGCCGAGGGCAUCGCGCAUGAAGUGAUUAUAGAUGUCGAAACUAAGAAGGUGACUUUGAUUGACACUGUGCAAUCACUCGGCGAAUACAUCAAUGACGAGGAUCCGAUUUUGCGCGGAAAAGCGAUUUCCUACCUCACAGCCGUUAUCUCUGCCUUUUCGCCGAAGUAUCUCUCGAGACAACAGAUUCAAGUUCUGACCACAUUCUUCUGCGAUCGGAUUGAGGAUGGAGGUGCUGUUGCUGGAUUGGAGGUCUUGCAGGGCCUGGACCGAUUCAACAGGUUUUUGGCUACACAGGUAGCACAAGCUAUUUUUUCCAAUUUCCAAGAUCUCCAGUCUCGGUCUCAAACACAGCGAUUCCACGUCUAUCAAUUGCUCAAUGAUCUGAUGUCAAAUCACCGCGCAGCUAUGCGUGACAUGGGAGAUAUCUCACUUCUUGGUGUUGUUGAUAUCAUGACCGGCGAGAAAGACCCCAGAAAUUUGAUGAUUGUAUUCUCUAUCCUGAAGGUGGUGAUGAUUGAAUGGGAUAUCUCGAACCACACCGAGACACUUUUUGACUCAGUAUAUAACUACUUCCCAAUUACGUUCCGACCUCCACCCAACGAUCCCUAUGGAAUUACUUCACAGGAUCUAAAGGGCCGUCUUCAGGAGUGCAUCUCUUCGACAAGGCACUUUGCUCCCCAUGCUUUCCCAGCAUUGCUGGACAAGCUUGAUUCUACCUCUCCUAACGUAAAGAAAGAUGCACUCAGUGCAUUGAUCGCCUGUAUCCAUUCAUACGACCCCGACACAGUGUCUAAAUUUUCCAUUACCAUAUGGGAUGUCCUCAAGUUUGAAAUUCUCAACGCCCAGGAGGAAUUUCUCUCUGAAAGUUCUCUUGAGGCGCUGCAAGCAAUCACUAAGCGUCUAUCUGAAGGUGUCACUGAAGUAUCACAGGACUUGCCUCUUGCGAAGUACCUGCAGCCCAUUACCAAGGAGUGUAAUGAGCAACUUCAAGAGCCCCAAAACAAGAAAGCCAAGCCUUCUCAAUCGAUUCUUAGCUGCGUGUCGGCCGCUUCACCGGUGUCCUUUACAUUGGUUGUUCGAACAGUUGUACCUCCGAUCUUCACACUAUACCAAGAGGCGGAUGGGAUUGUCAAACAGAGGGCACUCCUUGAGACUUUGAACAUCUUGUUUGAGUGUGCGACAACCGUAUUUGGUCAAUGGACCACCCGAGGAGGCGAGAUCACCAUCGAUAACCCACUGCUUGAAUUCAGAGAUCAGUUUUCAGAGAUCUUUGGCCAGGUACUGAUGGGUGCGGCCAAGGAGGAAGUUUCCUUCCGAGUCACUGCCUUGAAGGGAUUAUUGCGUCUGUCGACGUUGCGUGAUUUCUUCCAGGACAAUGAGAUUGGGCUUUUCGUGCAAUACCUGGAUGAGAUCCUUCUUAAGGAGGAGUCCGUAGGCCGGGACGACUUGAAAAAAGAAGCAAUUGCUGCCCUUGCUGAGAUUUCCAAGCACAAGCCUAGGCUGAUCAUGGACAUCACUUUCCCGGCAUUUGUGGCAACUUUGCCCGAGGAAGAUCAGGGCUCCGAAGCUUUAUACCUGCCAACACUCGAGACACUAGCGCAGAUCAGUGUCGAGAGAGAUAUUUUUGAGACACUGUUCCGCCGCCUGUUCAGCAAGCUGUCUAUCUUGCUACAGAAGGAACAGCCCGGAUCAGUGGCCUACCCUCGAGCCAUCCUGGUUACCCUGCUUUACGUGAUGCAGCAGAGGAACAUGGAGCAAGAUCAGAGCAUUGAUCUGUACUUCGAAAAAAUCGUGGUUGGACUUUGCCGCGACGUGGCAGCAUCUGCCUCUGGCACGGCGAACAACCGGAUCCUCAAUGAUCCUACUGUCCUUGAUACUUUGGGCCGACUUUGCAAUUUGCUUGUGCGAUCUGUUUCAAUGGAGAAGCAGGAGCAAGUUGCCGAGAAUGUUUACAGUCUCUUUACCUUAAGCGAUGACUUUGUGCCUGUCCCAUUCACUCAAACUCCCAGCGCAGACCAACAACGCACAAUUAUCAUUUCUACGUAUCUGCUUGCAGGACUAUCAAAAGACUGCGCCAGCCGACUCCCACAUACCACCCCGGACAUGUCGGCUUUGCUAUUGGAUUUGGUUCAGCGUUCUGUGUCGAGCACAGAACCCGCGAUCCAUCAAGCAUACUUGCGUCACCUGGCCUUGCUUGUCAACAAGUUCUUGUCUAAGCAGGAUUUACCAAUCGCUGAGAAGCUGUUCGAUUCUCUCCUCGAGAGUCAAGAGACAGAAUCAAAGAGUCUCAGCCCGGCGAAAAUUCGCACCAUCUUCUGGCUAGCAAAAGCGCUGGUCCUACGCAUCGCCCCCACCACCACCCACGUUCUGACCUCACUCCUCGCUCUUAUCUCCUCCCCAGACCAGCAAACCAGCGUCACGGCAGCGCAGGCCUUUGCCAUCAUCCUCGGCGAGGACGACAUUAUCUCUGCAACAAACGGUGCCACUAUUCGUCUUCUCUGUAGACAGCGCCUUUUCACAACUGUCAUCCCUCUGAUAUCCUCGCGCAUCCGCGAAGUCAACAUCGCAGGGAACAACGAUUCUGCUGCCGUCACAAAAGCACCAGAGCACAUUAAGCCGGCCCAUCUCACAGCCCUUUCUGGAAUUCUCUCCACCAUUCCCACAGCACUAGUCAUGCCAGAACUUCCCACAUUGCUGCCCCUCCUCCUGCAAUCACUCGAUCUCCAGACUGCUGGCUCUGUGGCUGUCCGUGCAGCAACACUCGAUACUCUGGCCGUCAUCAUCCGUGACAAUGGCGUUGCAGUCAUCGAUCAAUGCGGCCACGUCCAGAGUCUCGUCACGAGACUGCUCAAGACAACGGUUACAAACACCGGCCCUGGCGCUGUCAACAGUCCCAGCCUCCGUGCAGAUGCUUUGAAAUGUCUCAACCUCCUCGCUGUACACCAGUCUCCUCCUGGUACAACUCCCAAGACCCGUGCUCCACCGGCCAUCUCGCCAUUGUUGCCUGUCAAGAACCAAGUUCUAAGAUCCUUGCGCGCGGUCCUCGAUGAUCCCAAGCGCGAUGUUCGUAAGGCAGCGGUUGAUGCCAGAGGUGCCUGGAUACGUGGUGUGGACGAUGCACCGGAAGAAGACGAAUGA